UCCAAGUUCAUUAUUAUCACCGUUAAAUCAAAAACGUGGUUCUAGUAAAUCUCCAGAUUAUGUUUCUCAAGGUAGCUACGCAACCAACUUCGGAGCUGGUUUAAUGAGUGGUAUGCCAAAUAUAAGCAAUCCAAUUCCGGGAAGUAAUAAUAUGCAAAAUUCAAUACCAACAUCUGUAUAUGCGAAUACUGGCUAUAAUAGUAUUGGUGGGAUUGGGCACAGAUUUCGUAAUAUUGAAUCACAAAUUAUGGGAAGUACGUUCAAGGCUCUGGUUACCCGCUGUGUUGGAAUUUCAAAAGAAUUGAAGUCUCAAGAUAACAUUUCCCUUUACUGCGAUGUAAGACAAUUUAUGGCAUACGUUAAAGAAGCUCAUGGUGGUAUUUUCCGAAGAGUGGCUUUAAGUUCCAUAUUGGAUUCAGCAGAUCGACCAAAUAAACGAUACAAUAGUGAAGUUCAUACAACGAGAGUCAUCAGGCAUAUGUAUCCAUUUAAUGUGGACCAAAAUACAGAUGCAGGGACAGAUGAAUGUUAUACAAUCGAUGAUAGGGGUGCCAGAAAGUUUUUAUUUAAAAAAAGAAGCACUUCAUCAACAUGCGCGAGUUUAAUCGAGGCAGACUUAAGCGAUGAAAAUGUUAAAGUGAGUCAAAGUCCUUUGGGAAACAUUAGGAAAAAACAUCAUAUUUUAACACCAAGACAAAGCGAAAGAAAUUUAGAUUUAAGUGAACCGUCCUUUUGUAUUCGAAAAUCACGAAAAGCAGCUCGUUUAAAGAUUGAUGGAAUUGUUAAUUGGUUCCGUAAAGAAUAUGGAAGUACUAAAUCAACUAAUAGUCAUGAAAGUAGUGAAUCGCCUACAGAAUGCAGUUUUGCACGGCAGCCAAGUUUACGUCGAAAUCAUCGUCGAGGAGUUUCUCGAGCACCCAGAGGUGUUAGCCAGACACUUCAAAAAGCCAAGCGUCGAAUGGAAGCAAAAUUAAAUAAAAUAGGCUUAGGCAAAGGAAAAAAAAAAGAAAGUUUCGAAGAAGUUCAAGGCAGUUAUUUUAGCCGAAGAAAUUCAUUUGAUACAGGAGAAACAUCAAGAGAAUCUGAGUUUGUUGUUCUAAAAGAGCGUAGAUUGGUACCAAAAAAGGCUGUUUUCGAAGGUAUUCAAAGGUUUUCUUUCUUGUUAGAAAGUUGUCAGCCAGGUUCUGUUCCUGAUCAUCAUCUAAUGGGGGCUAUUUUAGAUCUGGUAAUCGAAUAG
Molecule: messenger RNA, 1237 nt
Organism: Ceratosolen solmsi marchali
Lineage: Eukaryota; Metazoa; Arthropoda; Insecta; Hymenoptera; Agaonidae
Product: protein unc-80 homolog
Exons: 7
Coding region: 104-1237 (377 amino acids)
Biological process (GO): monoatomic cation homeostasis
Cellular component (GO): cation channel complex; axon
Molecular function (GO): monoatomic cation channel activity
Source: RefSeq, a predicted model, not a curated record